AAAAUUGUGAAAUUUAAGGACUAAAAUUUAAACCAAAGCCAAGGUGGACGAAACUUAAAUUACAAAAUAUGACGAUUGAUUAAAAAUCUGGUAAUAACACUAAAAACAACAAAAAAAUCUUGGGUGGAGCUUCUGAACUAGUCUAGUGCUGAGCUGAGUAAGCAAUGAAGAUCAACGAAAAGAAUCUGUGCCUGUUUGCCACUUCACCACCGGUGGAUUUAGAGGGCUGGCUUAAUAAGCGAGGCGAAAUCAACAAGAGCUGGCAGCGGCGCUGGUUUGUACUGAAGGGCAAUUUGUUGUUUUAUUUCGAACGGAAGGGCGACCGGGAGCCCCUUGGGAUGAUUAUCCUGGAGGGAUGCACCGUAGAACUGGCGGAAGAAGGCGAACAGUACUGCUUUCAAGUUAUCUUUCACGGUCCGAACAACCGGACGUACUACCUGAGCACCGAGUCGCAGGUGAAUAUGGAACAAUGGAUGAAGGCACUGACCUGCGCCGGGUACGACUACAUGAAGCUGAUGGUGGCCGAGCUGCAGCGCCAGCUGGACGAAAUCGAAGGUUGCAAGGAGAAAACACCGGAGGCGACGCCCCUCCCGGCGCCGAAGGCACCACCCAGGCGGCAAAAUCCCUUCAACAAAUCCACGGCGGUCCCGCUCGAGUAUGCCUCCAACAGUGCGGCCGAUUCGACGAGAGGUAACGUGGCACCAGGUGCUCCGGCAUUCCCGCUCGUCUCGCCCCAGGUGAUUAGACGAGCGCCAGCACCUCCGGUGCAAAAUAAUUCGUUUUCCUCUUCUGCGUUGGUUCAACCGCAGCUGACCAGCACGGACCGAGGAGCCGUUCAUCAGCCCGAACCAAGCCCUCAGGGGUCGGAAGCAAAACCAAGCAACAACGUACUGAACGUUGAUCUGCUGGCCAUUGCCGGCGAGCCGCUCGAGUUGACCUUCGCGCGGAUGCACACAACACUGGGCGCACCCGUUCAGGCAGAUUUACGCGAACGGAAAAUAGCAAUGGAAAAGAGCGAACCGUCGCUGAUUAUGUUCUGAAUGGUUUAGAAUCUGUGUACAAUCUUAUUCAUGUGACCACGCCGAUUCGGAAUAAUGGGCAGAACUAACGCCGAACGGUCCGCGAAAUGCAGCGUUCGUAGUACUACAGUAACUGUUAAUUGCUAGUUUGUUUGAAUAACUUGAUACGCUGCAAGCCAAUUGUUUUAGUUGAUCGUUCAAAGAAUUUAAUGACUUUUAUUAGGUAUUAUAUUUAUUAACGUAGGAGAUAUUAAUCAGUCAAAUGAUUAGGAGAUUAGGUAUAAGGUUUGGAAUCAGCCGCUGUAGAAAGUAGAAUCCAAAUGCCAAAUUUGCUUGUUCUGUUUUGUGAUAAAACUGUACAUUAUCUCGACACAAAAAAACUACCAUGACUAUGUCAAUGCAAUUUCGCUCAUUCGUAUCAUAAUGCUCAAAUGCACGAAAAUAACUUCCAUCUUGCAGUGCAACAUAUCAUUCAGAAGUAGAGGGAGAGAGAAAGGCCUUCGAUAAGCUUGCUUUAUUCUGUCGUUACAACCGUUUUCAAGACUUGCGGAUGACUUAUUUGAGGUUCGAUGGUGUUUGUUUUGUGAAACGUUCUAAUUGAGCAGCAGUUAUGAUAUUUGUACGGUUUGGUUACAAACUGUUUUAGUUGACUGUCUUUUAGUUUAGUUAGACUA
Molecule: messenger RNA, 1693 nt
Organism: Sabethes cyaneus
Lineage: Eukaryota; Metazoa; Arthropoda; Insecta; Diptera; Culicidae
Gene: IPIP
Product: sesquipedalian-1
Exons: 4
Coding region: 165-1040 (291 amino acids)
Biological process (GO): receptor recycling; retrograde transport, endosome to Golgi; endosome organization
Cellular component (GO): trans-Golgi network; recycling endosome; early endosome
Source: RefSeq, a predicted model, not a curated record